AUGAUGGUUAUGUAUUGGUGUGGAUUUAAUGGGUUCAAUCAAUUGAAUAGCGAACCAUUUACCAAUUUGGGCUUUCAUAUUUAUGGUGCCACAAGAAAUAAUGAAGAAGUUCAACAAGUUGCUUUUUCUUGGAGUUCUGCUUCGGUUUUAACAAGUAUUCAAUUUUUAUAAACUAAUUUUUGUUUAAAACCUAUUAAAUUGCAUCUAUUUAAUUUAAGGUUCUGGAGAAAUUUGUAUCAGUGGCCUGGUUAACAAAAGAUUAGUCAGUUGUGAAGUAUUAAAAAACACAGGCUGUGAUUCUUUUAAAACUGUAAGUAUUUUAUAAUUUUAUAAUUUUACAUUAAAUUAAAUUAAAGUUUUAUUAAAAAGUAUGAUAUAGUUUCUAAUAUAUUACGGGUAAAGUAGGAAGUCCGAGCAUUGUAUUACAAUGUGUACCAUACCCAGAUUCAAGUGGGCAAAGUAAAUUACAUUCAUAGUACACUUGUACAUAUUAUAUUAUGCAAUAGGUAACUUACCUGCAUAUUUUAUUUAUUUGAUACCACAACUUUUUAAAUUAGUUUCUUUUCUUUCACCUUUGGCCACCCUCAUUUUAAACUUCUACUAGAGCUAAUCUCAUCUCACAUACACCGGCUGUUUUCAUAUCAUAUCAAUUUAAAUUGUGCCUCAAUUGAAUUAUUUUUUAAACAAUUUUAAAGUUUUAGAAUUUAAGAGAAGCAAGGAAUGUAUUGUUUUAUUUUUUUUUUUUUUAUCUGCAAAUAACUUUUUUGACGGAAACCUUGCUCUGAUUCUCAAGUGUAGUAUCAUUUUUGAAAGGAAAUUUUAUCCGAGUGAUAUUUUAUGGAAGUCUUAUUUGAUUUUCUAAGCAGUUUUCAUAAUAAUUGGGAAAUAAUGUGAAAAUUUAAGAAAUUUAUUAUUUUCAAUUUUGUUUUUUGUUGUGAUUCAGUUAAAAAUAAUCACAGAGAUUUGAAAUUUGGACAGAAAAGUUGUAUUUACCUUUUCUAAAAGUAGUAUAAUUUUAAAAACAUUUUAAUUUUACAAGUCUUAUGUAAUUUUUAUUUGGUGUGUAUCUAUGGAUAAAAUUGUUUGACGAAACAGAAGUGCUUGAAAAUUUAACAGAAGGUUCAUUAUAAAACGUACUUUGUAGACCAAAAAAAAAAAAACAUUGAGCAUAAUUUAGAAUUUUUUUUUUAUAAGUAUUUUAAUAUCAAAUUUUGACAAAAAUUGGAAAUAUUACGGCCUUUCAAAACUUGUAUAACCAAAUAAUUUUUCAUUAGCAAUAAUUAUUUGUUGUGUACAGAUAUACAUUAAAUUCCUAUCUAUAUCUUACCUUCCCAACUUCUCACCUACAACAGUGGCGAAUCCAUCGUGCGAGGUAUGUCCGUCUUUUUUUUUUUGUUUUUAAGUAUAAAAAUAAUUGUGCAGAGCUCCAGUUAUUAUUAUUAUAAAAAAAAAAAAAAAUUAAAUAUAUUUAAUAGAAAAAAAAGUUAUUACUUUUGUUAAAUAGUCCUGUUACAGGUACCUUUGUACAUAAACCAGAUAAACCACGGGUGACCAAUAAUAUGUAUCUCAACGAUAAAGUGAUCAUGCUGUAAAUUUGCGCACAUCUUAUUUUUUAUCAAAUAUUUUCUACUGAUUUUUAUAAUUUAUUAGAAAAGUAUGCAACUCAGUGCCAUAAUAGUGGUUCUUGUAAAAAUAAAAAAUAAAAUUACUAUAAUUUAAUAAUAUUAAUUUUAUUUGUAUUAAACCCCUUAUAGAAAUUUAAUAAUAAAAAUUCUUCAAUAGAAGAUAUCUAACAAUGUUUCAGUGAAUAAUAAAUUUAAAAGUUCAAUUUUUUUUUGUUUACUAAAAUAGGUAUCCAGUGAGAUGUUUUAUUUAAUUUUAAUAUUUUUUAUGUAUAAUUACUUUGCCACUCGUCACUGUAUAUCAGUGUUUCUCAAUCCAGGGAUUGCAUUAUUCUGAAAUAAUUAAAUGCUGAUGUAAGAAAAAAAUAUUUUAUUUUAAAAAAUAAAAUAAAAAUCUACAUUAAAUAUAAAAAUGAAUACAUGAUUACAAAAAUGUAAAAGCAUAAGCUAUUGCUAUAAAAUAUUAAUUAAUUACGAUUGUUUUAUAUUAAAAAGUUUGUUUAUUUGUGGUACGACAUUAGAAACUCAAAAAAGUAAUUUAUUUUCUUAUUAUAAACGAUUUCUGUAUUUAGUUUAGUUUUUAAUGCAACCAUACAAAAUUGUAUAGAAGACUUUUUUUGUAGAGAUAAGUGACCAAUGAAAUCAAUGUUUUCAAUUAAUCUGUUAUUAAGUUAUGUAAAAUAGAUAAAAGCUUAAAUUAGUUUUUAUAAUAAGGGGGUUGUGAUUGUCUUUAUUUCUUAACCUAUUUUGGGGGCAAUGCCACUAAAAAGAUUGAGGAAAAAUGCUGUAUAUAAUGCCUGGACAAUGUAAACUACUUUGUCUUACUUUGCCCUCGAAUAUUAGGCAUUGCGAUAAAAUGCCCAACUUCCUUUGUUUGUAAUAUAUAUACUUAUGUAUUUGUGUGUAUUUUUAUGUUUAGAUGUCUAUAUCUGAAACAAAUUUAUUAGCUACUGAUUUUAAUGGAAAUUGUUGGUCCUAUAUAAAAAGUGAUGACAAAUGGAACGAUAUUACUCAAUUAUUACAGAAAGAAAAACAAGUCUGUCAAUCAGAAAAUCAUAAUGAAUCCUCUAUAAGGAAUGUGUGCUGUAGUGAUACUAUACAUUUAGCAGUUACUUAUAACGGUACUUAAUUAUUGACACUUUAUAGUAACUUAUUAUGCUGUAAUUAUUAAUUUCAGAAAUUUAUUCAAUUCCAUCUAAAAUAUACGAUUCAAAAUUUAAAGUUGCUCAAGUAGCGUGUGGUUUUGAACACAUUCUUAUUUUAAUGGAAACUGGAUGUUUAUAUACUCAAGGAUAUGGUAGGUAAGUAUCCUAAUUUAAUAUUAGAAUAAUAAUUUUAAAUUGAUUGAUGAUGAUUCAAUAUUAUAAUUUAAUUAACUUUGUCAAUUGUAAAAACUAAAAAUAUAAUUAUAUCACUAAAACCAUUUUGUUUUCAAUAUUAAUAUUAUUGCUUUUAAAUAAAUAAUAAAGUUACAAAAUUGUUAAUUAUUAAAAUACAGUGUUUAACUAUUAAUUUAAAUUUUAACAUCAUAUAUAUAGAAAACAAAAAUUCAAUUAAAUGCACCGAAUCGUUUUUAUAUUGUUUACAAUUAUAUAGCUGGUUUUAAUGCUUACAGCCGAGGUCAAUUGGGUCACGGUGAAUUAAAUGAAGAAGAUUAUCCCCGUAUUUUAAAAGCUUUAGAUGGUAUUCGUAUUAUUAAUACUUCUGCUGGUGGAUGGCAUUCAGCUGCAAUAACCGAGUAUAAUGAUCUCUACAUGUGGGGAUGGAAUCAUUCUGGACAACUAGGGAUUUCAAACUCUCCAGGUAGUACUAUUUAUAAUAAUAAAGUAUCUUAUAAAUUAAUCAUUUGUUAAAAAUCAUUUAACAAUUAAAAAAUCUUAAUUUCAAUUUGCAUAAAAAUAAUUGAUAAAUAAACUUGAUGUGGUAAUCAUUCAAUGUAUUAAACAUUUUAAUCAGAUUAUUUUAUUUUACUGUUAGAAGAAACUGUUACUAAUAAAAUCAUAACUAAUUUAAGGUUGUAUGUUUUAUUGGUUUACGGCACUAGUUAACGUAUUGGAAAAUACGUUGAAACAGGUGAAAUAUAAUGUUGUGUGUUUUAACAUAUUUUUGAAAAAUAAAAAUAAAUUGUUCUAUUUAUAACAUUUUUACAGAAAAUGAUGGUAUAAUAAUGAUGCUGGAACCAGUGCUGAUUAAUUGGCCAGAAGAAACAGAUAUUGAACAAGUGAGUUUAGGGGCUAGACAUUCAAUGGUUCUAUCUAAGAAUAAUGUUCUUUGGGGUUGUGGGUGGAAUGCUCACAAACAGCUUGGGUUAGAAACAUACCAACUAACUUGUGAUCGAAUGAUUAAUUUGAGUAAUUUAUCGCCGUUGCUUAAGCACAAUGUGAAAAAAAUCAUUAGAGUAAUAUGUGGUGCGUGGAAUAGUGCCUUACUACUAGAGAACUAA
This is a messenger RNA of Cinara cedri, 4065 nucleotides long. NCBI's taxonomy places the organism in Eukaryota, Metazoa, Arthropoda, Insecta, Hemiptera, Aphididae. The record is from the annotation of a GenBank genome assembly.